This is a messenger RNA of Colletotrichum truncatum, 954 nucleotides long. Its product is annotated as glucosamine-6-phosphate isomerase. Gene Ontology annotation, biological process: D-glucosamine catabolic process; N-acetylglucosamine catabolic process; carbohydrate metabolic process. Gene Ontology annotation, molecular function: identical protein binding; glucosamine-6-phosphate deaminase activity. The record is from RefSeq and is a predicted model, not a curated record. Gene Ontology annotation, cellular component: cytoplasm. NCBI's taxonomy places the organism in Eukaryota, Fungi, Ascomycota, Sordariomycetes, Glomerellales, Glomerellaceae.
AUGAGACUUAUCGUUAGGCCUGACGGCAGAUCAGCAUCUGCCCAUGUUGCCCAUUACAUCUUAGACCGCAUCAGGACGUUCCAACCUACACCAGAGAAGCCUUUUGUUCUUGGGCUCCCAACAGGCAGUAGCCCCAUUCAGAUUUACGAGACUCUGGUCACCGAGUACAAGGCCGGCCGUAUCUCUUUUGAAAAUGUCAUCACCUUUAACAUGGACGAAUACGUCGGACUGCCCCAAGCGCAUCCAGAGUCGUACCACAGCUUCAUGUUCCGUCAUUUCUUUUCUCACAUAGACAUUAAGCCAGAGAACGUCCACAUUCUUAACGGCAACGCUCCAGACUUGGAUGCGGAGUGCUCUGCGUAUGAAGAAAAGAUCAAGGCUGUUGGUGGCAUUGACCUGUUCCUGGGCGGUGUCGGUCCGGAUGGUCAUAUUGCAUUCAACGAAGCUGGUUCAAGUCUCGCCUCCAGGACGAGGGUAAAGACGUUGGCUAUGGAUACAAUCCGUGCCAAUGCUCGAUUCUUCGGAGGAGACCUGAACAAGGUACCACAGAUGGCGCUGACGGUGGGAGUUCAAACCAUCAUGGAGGCAAGAGAGGUCGUCAUCAUCGUUAGCGGCGCAACCAAGGCUAUUGCUCUUCAGAAGGCAAUCGAAGGCGGGGUCAACCACAUGUGGACGCUGUCGUGUCUGCAGCUGCACCCUUACUCUAUGAUUGUAGCAGAUGAAGAUGCUACACUCGAGUUGCAAGUCAAGACGGUCAAGUACUUCAAGAGUAUCGAAAAGGUCGGACUCGGCAAGGGUUUCGAACAGAAGCUGCCUCUGAGACUGAGGACCUUGUCCAUCGUCAGUCCUCCUCAGACGCCAGCAGACUCAAAGCAAAGUGCUAUUCUGGAUGACGACCACUUGGUAGAAUUGACGCCAGAUAGUAUGUCCUCUCGCAUUUCGCCAUGGCGAUAA